Tympanuchus pallidicinctus (lesser prairie-chicken) is the source of this 5631-nucleotide messenger RNA. RefSeq names its product matrilin 2 (gene MATN2). Gene Ontology annotation, molecular function: calcium ion binding. Lineage: Eukaryota; Metazoa; Chordata; Aves; Galliformes; Phasianidae. The record is from RefSeq and is a predicted model, not a curated record. The coding region runs from base 144 to 3974 and encodes 1276 amino acids. The transcript has 27 exons.
CUCAGCCCGCGGCGCUCCCGGGGGGGCGGGAAGGGGAGCGCUGUCCGGGGCCGCGCCGAGGGGAGGAGGCUCCCGCGCUCGCUGCCGGCCUCUGCCCGCCGUCCAGCGGAGCGGCCCCUCAGCUCGCAGUUUUGCAUCCUUGAAUGUCCCUCUACUUCUUGAAAAUGAAGACAAUGAUUGCAUGCUACUUUCUGCUGUUUGGGCACGUUCUACUUUCCACUGUUGCUGUCAUGGCAAAAGAUCUCCCUGGAGGAUAUUUUACCCGAAAAAGGGAUGUUAACUCUCAAUCUCUACUGGAAAAUACUUGCAACAACAAACGUCUGGACCUUGUCUUCAUCAUUGAUAGCUCUCGCAGUGUACGUCCGUAUGACUUUGAAAAAGUGAAAGAGUUCAUUUUAACAAUCUUGCAGUUCCUGGACAUCAGUCCUGAUGCCACUCGAGUAGGCCUGAUUCAGUAUGGCAGCACUGUCAAACAUGAGUUCUCACUGAAGACGUUCAGAAGGAAACAGGAGAUUGAGAGAGCAGUGAGGAGAAUGAUGCACCUGGCGACCGGCACCAUGACCGGACUGGCUAUCCAGUAUGCUGUGAACAUUGCGUUUUCAGAGUCAGAAGGGGCUCGACCUUUGAACCAAAAUGUGCCUCGCAUUAUCAUGAUAGUGACAGAUGGGAGACCACAGGAUCCGGUGGCAGAAAUUGCUGCUAAAGCUCGCAACUCUGGAAUUCUGAUUUUCGCCAUUGGAGUGGGAAGAGUGGAUAUGAACACACUCAAGUCCAUUGGGAGUGAGCCACACGAAGAGCACAUCUUUCUAGUUGCCAAUUUCAGUCAGAUUGAAACGCUGACCUCCGUCUUCCAGACUAAACUUUGUGUGCCCCAUAUGUGCAGUAUAGCUGAGCAUCGCUGUGAUCAUUUCUGCAUAAAUACCCCAGGCUCCUACGUAUGCAGAUGUAAACAAGGUUACAUCCUGAACGCUGACCAGAAGACUUGCAGCACUCAAGACCUUUGUGCUGUGGAGAAGCAUAACUGUGAGCAGAUUUGUGUGAACACACCUGGGUCUUAUGUCUGUCAGUGUUAUGAAGGGUAUGAGCUUGAUGCAGAUGGAAAGAAUUGUGUUGUUGUAGACUACUGUGCUGUGGAUAAUCAAGGUUGCCAACAUGAAUGUGUUAACACAGAGGACUCUUAUUACUGUAGAUGCCACCCAGGGUUCAUUUUAAAUCCAGACAAAAGAACUUGCAGAAGACCAAACUACUGUGCUCUUCAGGACCAUGGCUGUGAACAGGAAUGUGUUAAUACAGAUGAUUCCUAUUUCUGUCGAUGCCAAGAAGGGUUUAGACUUAAUCCAGAUAAGAAAACAUGCAAAAGAGUGGACCACUGUGCAGAAAGCAAUCACGGUUGUGAGCAACUGUGCCUAAAUACUGAUGACUCCUAUGUCUGUCAGUGCUCUGAAGGAUUUGUCAUCAAUGAGGACCUACGAACCUGCACACGAGUUGACUAUUGUGCUCUGAGUGAUCAUGGCUGUGAACAUUUGUGUAUAAACGGUGACAAAUCUUACACUUGUCAGUGUUUCGAAGGAUACAGGCUUCGGAAUGAUGGGAAAACAUGUAAACGUAAAAAUGUCUGCAAAUCAGUCAGCCAUGGCUGUGAGCAUGUUUGUGUUAGUACUGACAAUUCUUACGUCUGCAAGUGCCGUGAAGGAUUCAUAUUGAGAGAUGAUGGGAAAACAUGCAGAAGACAGGACAUCUGCAAAUCAAUCAGCCAUGGCUGUGAGCAUAUUUGUGUUAACAAAGAUGACUCUUAUGCUUGUGAGUGUCAUGAAGGUUUCCUAUUGAGAGAAGAUGGGAAAACAUGCAGAAAUAAAGACAUUUGCAGUUCAGUUGACCAUGGCUGUGAACAUGUUUGUGUUAAUGCUGAUGAGUCGUAUGUCUGCCAGUGCUACGAGGGAUUUGCAUUAAGACAAGAUGGAAAAACAUGUAGAAAUAAAGACGUUUGCAAUUCUGUUGACCACGGCUGUGAGCAUGUUUGUGUGAACACUGAUAAUUCAUACAUUUGCCAGUGUUAUGAGGGUUUUGUAUUGAGGGAAGAUGAGAAAACAUGUAAAAGUAAGGAUAUCUGCAAAUCAGUCAAUCAUGGCUGUGAACAUCUUUGUGUUAAUACUGAUGACUCAUAUACUUGCCAAUGCCAUGACGGAUUUGUACUGAGGCAAGAUGGGAAAACAUGCCGAAGCAAGGAUAUUUGCAAAUCAGUCAACCAUGGCUGUGAACAUGCUUGUGUUAAUGCUGGUGAUGAAUUUGUUUGUAAGUGUCGGGAGGGAUUCCUGCUAAGAGAAGAUGGAAAAACAUGCAGAAAUAAAGAUCUUUGCAGGUCAGUCAACCACGGCUGUGAACAUGUUUGUGUUAAUACUGAUGAUUCGUAUAUUUGCAAAUGCCAUGAUGGAUUUCUACUGAGAGAAGAUGGGAAAACCUGCAAAAACAAGGAUAUUUGCAGUUCAGUCAACCAUGGCUGUGAACAAGUUUGUGUGAAUUCAGAAGAAUCCUACAUGUGCAAGUGUCAUGAAAAUUUCAUACUGAAGGAAGAUGGAAAGACAUGUAAAUAUAAAGAUGUUUGCAAGUCAGUUAACCAUGGCUGUGAGCAUAUUUGUGUUAACACUGACGAUUCCUAUAUUUGCAAGUGUCAUGAUGACUUCAUACUGAGGGAAGAUGGGAAAACUUGUAGAAGUAAAAAUAUCUGCAAAACAGUCAACCAUGGUUGUGAACACGUCUGUGUUCCAGCUGGUGAUUCAUACACUUGUCAGUGCCACAAUGGAUUUAUACUGAGGAGAGACAGGAAAACAUGCAGGAAUAAAGACCUGUGUAAGUCCAUUGACCAUGGCUGUGAACAUGUGUGCAUUAAUAAUAACAAUUCAUACAGCUGUCAGUGCCAUGAGGGAUUUGUCCUGCGACAAGAUGGAAAAACAUGUCGAAGCAAAGAUGUCUGUAAAUCAGUUGCCCAUGGUUGUGACCAUAUUUGUGUUAAUAAUGAUGAUUCAUACGUCUGCAAAUGUCAGGAGGGGUAUGUACUAAAAGAGGAUCAGAAAACCUGCAGAAGAUGCACUGAAGGCCCAGUUGAUCUGGUGUUUGUGAUUGAUGGAUCAAAAAGUCUCGGAGAGGAUAAUUUUGAAAUUGUAAAACAAUUCGUCUCAGGAAUAUUAGAUACACUUGAGAUUUCACCCAAAGCUGCUCGAGUUGGUUUGCUUCAGUAUUCCUCUGAAGUCCGCACAGAGUUUACAUUAAGACAGUUUAGCACAGCCAAAGACAUGAAGAAAGCUGUAUCACAAAUGAAAUAUAUGGGGCGAGGCUCCAUGACAGGACUGGCUCUGAAGCAAAUGUUUGAGAGAAGCUUCACAGAAACAGAAGGAGCCAGACCACUGUCAGCAAACAUCCCCCGAAUCUCCAUUGUGUUUACAGACGGACGAGCCCAAGAUGAAGUCUCUGACUGGGCUGCUAGAGCAAAGAGAAGUGGUAUAAUUAUCUAUGCCAUUGGAAUAGGAAAAGCAAUUGAAGAGGAACUGUUGGAAAUUGCUUCUGAGCCAUCAUAUAAACAUCUCUUUUAUGCUGAGGAUUUCACAGCAAUGGAGGACAUAAGCGAAGAGCUGAAAGUUCAGAUCUGUGAAGCCUUGAGAAAUUCAGCUCACCGGCAAGAUCUGUCAUCUGGAAGGCUCCAUAGGACUAAUCCACAGUCAUCAGGACCUGAAUCAACCACAGUAGAAAUCACAGAUGUCCUUGCCUGUCCCAGUCUUGCAAUACAGCAUAAGUAUCUUUUUGAAGACAGUCACACUCACUCAACAAGAACAACAGCAAAAACUUCAAAAGACCAAUGCAAAUGUGAAAACCUUGUGACGUUCCAGAACUUCGCAACCAACGAAGUAAGACGACUCACGCAGCGAUUGGAAGAAAUGACAAAGAGGAUGGAAGACUUGGAAAACAGACUAAAAUACUGAUCAGAAUUUAAAGCUUAUACUACACUGUGUAUUUAUACAUACAAUGUUGUGAGAGCUAUUUUGUUACACCAGUUCAAAGUAAAAUAACAAAUCCUUGUCUAAAGUUAAAAAGUAUUUUGGAGCCCUGCAUCUAUACGUGUUCUGUCUUGCAUUGACUGCAGAUAAGUUUUGAAAGUUUAUAUAUAAAAACAAUUUAGCAACUAGCAGAAAUCCUCAUUAAGUAGAACUUAACCAAAAGAAGCUAUGCAAAACAUUAAAAUGCUGUUAUUUUUUCAUGUGAAAACUCCAUGUUUUGAAGUAUUUUUAAGCUGUGAAUUUAUUUGGCUUGCUUUUCUGUACUUUCCUCCUCCACUCACUCGUUGCUAUUUCAAGCAUUCUAUCUGUGUGACUGUGUAUGUAUACACACACAUAUGUGAAAACAGAACUGCAUUCACAGCAGUUAGGUUCCAUACAAUCUUUCCAACACGUGCAGACUGCAGAAAUCAGUUGGAAGUAGAAAUACACAUUUAUACACCUUUGUUGAAUGGUGAUGAAUGUAAAUGAAGUGGGAAAUCUGUUGAGUUACCAGAGCAUCACAGCUGGAAAUUCCAAGUACUGUUUCUCUUGCCAGAUUCAGACACGAUGAUGUUUCCCUCUUUGGUCUUGGUGAGCAUUCAGCAGUUCUUGAACUUCCCAGAAUACAACUGGCAUUUUAAUAUGAAGACAUUCUUUGGGCAAUAAAACCAGCUGCACAUUUGUUCAUCAAAUGCUAAUAUGAAAAUGAAACAGCAAGUUGCUUCCAGCCAUUCUGGAAGUACCUUAAGGCCAACUAAAGUUUUACUUCUGCCCUCGUAACAGCAAAAGCCCUCUUCUUAUAGCUUUAUUUUCCAUGCCCACAACAGUACCUGAACUGUACUGAACUGAUCCAAAUUCGGACCUCAGUAGAUGCAUACUCCAGCUAUUCCUUCUUUGCUUCACGUGUGUUUGCUUCUUUACUGUCUCCAACUUGAAAUAUACAACCACAUCCAUUCCAUAUCAGAAACGUAGUUGCAGCAAAAUUAGGUUUAAGUGAUUAUGGAUCUGAUGAUCAUGCAUGUGUACAAAGAAGCACCUUGUAUUUUAAUACACUUCAGAAAGCAGAAUGCAAGUUCUUCAGGGCUGCUUGUUCAAAUGAUUGUCAUUAAGCAUCCCUUUAACCACGUCAGCAAAAUGCAAUAUGCCAUGUAGUGUACACUAGCACUAACAAAUAUCCUCAAAUUGUGGUAAAAAAAAAAAAGACAGAAAUCCAGCAGAUAGCACCAUCCUCCUCAACAGUGACUUGAGAACAUCACCUCAAUCACACUCUAUCACAGCACAUUCAGAAAGUUGUUUGUUUUUUUUAAAAAAAAAAAAAAAGGUACUGACUUCAGGCCAGUUUGGAGAUGUUCAAUUUGGUGUCUUACUGAAAGUGUAAUGUUGUACAUCACGUCUAGCAGUUAGUUGGUUUGCACCUGACACACAUAUUCUCUUGGAAAGAAGAGACAAGAAGAGUAAUUUGCAUUAAGAGCUUGUGACUAAGUUUAAAAAAAAAAAGUGUUAAAAAAUUAAGUGUAAGUAAAUCCUGUGGAGUCUCCCACCAACAUCCCAAAUUUGCCACUACCUCAUUACAACUUGUUUUCCUAUGAGCACUCAAAAGAAA